Plasmodium coatneyi is the source of this 7398-nucleotide messenger RNA. RefSeq lists its product as uncharacterized. Lineage: Eukaryota; Apicomplexa; Aconoidasida; Haemosporida; Plasmodiidae. Bases 1 to 7398 code for a protein of 2465 amino acids. The transcript is spliced from 2 exons. The record is from RefSeq and is a predicted model, not a curated record.
AUGUCAGUCGAGAAAAAAGGGAGUAAGAUUCACGUGUUUGUCAUAAAUGAUGUGAAGAAUGAGGAGUGGGAUAAGGAGGAGCUCGACGAUUCGUACAAUACGGAUGGUGAUACACCCAAGGGGGGUAGUCCCAACGGUGAGGGUACCGUCGGGGGGGAUAAAUCAAAGGUGAUAAACACGAAGAAGAAUAAAAGAAAGGAAAUAAUAAGACACAAAAUGUACCAUCCGCAGGUGAAAAUUGUGAAAGUAAGUUGUGGAAAAUCCAUCAUUGGGUUUCUGUCAGUAGUGGGCAAAAUAUACUGUUGGCAGUUGAACGGUUUUGACGACUUUGACAAGAAUGUGCCCUACUUGUUAGUAGACCCUGUUUUAAAAAAUAAAAUAAUUCACGAUGUGAGUAGUGGAGAUAGCCAUAUUGCCUUUAUAUCGAAGGAGGGAGAUUUAUUCACGUAUGGGGACAACACGUAUGGGCAGUUGGGCAACGGGGAUGACACUGUGUUUGAUUCUGAGGAUGGGUUAGCAUCUACCAGGGAAUGUACCCCAGAUUCGACAUCCGAAACGGAUCAUUCGUUUUCAACUUUGGAGGAAGACGUGAGAGGAACUAGCAACGCUGAUGAGGUAGACACCAAAACGAAAAAGAAAAAGCACCAAAUGAGUAAAGUGAAUAAAGUUAGCAGAGUGCACAAAGUAGAUGUAGAAAAUAACAUCGUGAAAUGUGUCUACUCAAGGGAUAAGUAUACCCUUUACCUAACUAUAGACGGGUUCUUAUAUGGGUUCGGUUUGAUAAACGAGCAUUUCAUCCAAGGACAGAAAAACAAAGCAAUGAAAAAAAGAAUACUAACAAAACCAUGUCUCAUCGAUACAAAUAAUAUAGCUUUUAAAAAAAUCGCCAUCGGGAAUAAUUUCAUCCUGGGGAUCAGUUUUAACAAUUCGCUCUACUCCUGGGGGGACAACACCAAUGGUGUACUAGGAUACGAUGACUGUGCAGAGAGCCACGAGCCUAAAUUAGUCGACAGUAUGAAGAACGUAACUUAUGUCAGCGCCGGAAGGGUAAGUCUUUGCAAAACGGUGGAAGACGACUUGUACAUCUGGGGAGGAACCUACGGAUCCAAACCUAGUAUGGUGAAAAAUAAAUUCAGCCAAAUGGUUAUUAACAAAAAUUUUAUUAUCGGCUUGUGUGCCAAGAAAAAUAUAUGGGUAAAAAAAAUUGACACAAUUUCCCAUGGGUAUUAUAUUAACAAUUUAAAAAUAGACCUUCUCUGCUCCUACGAUAAUUUGAUUAUCGGGGUGGAGAAUCACAGCGAAGGGGAAUUAGAACCCGUUCAUGCAGAUGCAAAGGUAGCUAUUCAGGGGGGGUCCACAAGGAAAGGAAAGGACCAAGUUGAGAAUAUCCCACUGGGGGGUAACGCACCAAACGAAACUACAGAUAAUAUGGAAGAAGCACUUAAGGGUGUAGAAGUAGCCGACAAUGUGCAUGAUGACCACGGCCAUUUGUCUGAUGGGGAUGUCCCUCCUGAGCAACAGAAGGGAAGCGAAGAAGUAGGUGAACAGUUAACCUUCCCGAAUGACAGAACCGUCAGUACAGUGCUCCCCUCAGACAUGAGAAAGGACGUCACUCAAAACUGUGAUGAUCAGGUAGGUGAUGAGGAUAGCCCCCCAAAUAAACACCCCACAGGUGAAGAAGAAAAAUCGAAUGGCAUCCCCCAGGUAGGCUCAAAGUCAAGUUUUGACCAGAUGGAUCAAUUCCCGUAUGAAGGAAUGACAGAAAGUAAUUCCCCCAAAGUAGACGCAACAAAUGGAUCCGAUUGUACGGAGGGAAAGUCUUACUCAUGGAACGAGAAGGAGAAUACCACCCAGGAGAAAGAACCAACGGGAAACACCUACAACAAGUUGAUAGAUGCAGAAACGGAGGAGGAUGAUUAUUUCGAUGAGGAGGAGCAUUUCUUAGCAACCAACUUUUAUGGAAAGCCAGAAAUUCCCAAUGUGAGUGACACAGGAGGAGGGAUAGCCACCAACAAGACAACUAAAGGGAAGGAAAAAGUGAACUUAAAGUCUGCAUUGAAAAAAUUCCCUAGCAGUGAGAGACUUAAAAAGAGCGUUUCCUUUUCUAACUACGUCUACGACUUUGCGAAGAGCAACUACGAGCUGAUGAGCGGGGUGUCCAGCGGGGAGGAGAUGGACACAACGAUAGUCGAUAGAACUAACCAAACUACCGAACCUGCGCUGAGCCCCCUUCCCACUUUCCACUAUGACGCCCCACGUGGGAAGGAAACAAACGGGUCAGAACCUGUCGGCGUAGAUGCAGAGGUCAACAAUGCAGGAACAACCCAUCCCCCAGAUGAGGACAUUUUUUCGAACUAUCUUGAAAGCAUGCCAAAUGGGAAUCCUUCGGAGGAUAAAUUGAGAAGCCACUUCAUUUGGCAUGACCCCCCCCAGGAAUGUAUAUCUGAGGAGGCUCCAUUAAACGGUGAUUGGGACAAAAAUAACGUUGGACAGAAGAAAGAGGGAGAUUGCCCUCCACUGGAUGCCACUGCAGACAGGAUUGGAAGCGAAGUUAUAAUGCAUGUAGGCAAUCUAAAAAAGGAAGAAGCGUUGAAAGGAGACACGAAAUACAUGCAACCCCUUAUGAAUGACCAUGAUAAAGGUGGACCACUGGAAAAUAUCUCCACCGAUAGUGUCGACACGAGGUGCGCUAACUGGGGAGGCAAAAUCGAGGAGGAGCACAAUUAUCCCAUGGGAACCCACAUCGAAGGGGGUUUUAAGGAAAGAAUAAAAAGCGAGAAGGCAAAAGGAGAGGUCAAUAUCGAACUGAAUUGCAACCAGAAGGGGGUGUUCAAACAAACGGGAGAGUACCACAUUGUUGGUAGUAACUCCGAUGAGGCAUCUAAGGCGGAUGUAGUUACUUUGGAGGAGAAAAAGUGGAAAAGUGGGUUCGACUGGAAUGGAAAUAGCGUCACGCAAAGCGCUACCACGUUAAGGGGGAAGGACGUAGAUAACUUCCACCCACAGAACCCAAAUCAGCGUAGUAGCAUAAGCACCACUGCGAAACCGUUCCCCCUAAGUGACGACAAAAAUGGGAAGAGAGAUGGGGGGUCCUUUACCCCCACGGUGAGAAUUUCAUUAAAGAAAAAAAAUCAACAAGGGAGAAAAAAAUUAAAAAUAAAAUACAAUAUAUAUAAGAAGGUAAAAUGUCUGAUUAGAAAAAAAAAGAUGAACGUCCCAAAGGAGAUGUCCCCCGUUGGAACAAAACUAACACUGUUGCAUCCUCCCCAGUUGAAGGAAGCAAAACAGCAGAAUGAUAAGGUGGAUCCUCCUUUGGUAGAAAUGAACCAUGUAAUUGGGACGAAUGUGAUUGUCCCCUCAGAUAUUUGCCAAUGCUGUGGUGGCCGUUCCCCCCAUGGUACAAACAUUCGACUUGUUAAGAAGAAAGACAGCACUCAUAAGAAGGGAGACCCAGGGAAGAUCCCACUGGAAGAUGGUUGCACGAAGAAGACCUCCAUGUCGGUGAAUAAAAAAGCUUCCACCUGUGACAGCAGCCCCUGUGUGAAGAAGAAAAAGACCCUUAGCAAUGAUAACGCAACGAAAGUGAAGACGCACAAAACGGGGAAGAAGCAAAUCGUGUCUAGUAACAAGGAUAAACCUGCAUGCAGCAACAAAGGUUCUGCUUCCGGGGGGGAAGUUCAAAGUGGACCAUUUUGCAUAACCUGUUCUGGUGAAAAUACAAAUGGCGUAUUGGUAUCGCCUGCACAGGAAUGUCAAAACGGUAGGAAGAGCGCAGCAGCCAAAAUGAGGAGGAACUCAUCCUCGUCGAACAUUUAUAAUGAGGUGUGUGCAGAUGCAAGUUUGGAGACCAAACUGAAAGGCUCCAAAUUGAAAAGGAAUAACUACUUUUCCGACUCGGAGAGAAGAACCACCUGUUCUGAUCACGCAUCCUCAGGCAACACAUCACAUUUACAUCCCACCGGUUUAUUGUCCAAAAGUGAAUCCUGCACCAACUGUUAUGGUAAUGGUAUGGGUGAGAUAAACGAGAAAAAAUGGAAAGCGCAUUUUGAAUGUAUGAAGCAAACUGGGGAGGGAGGAAAGAACAGGAAAGCUUCUUUCCAAUUGGGACUAGCUCAGCCAGUUAUCAAUUCGGAAAAUCACUCCCUCAGCAGAGGUAUAAUGGAUAGUUGUGCAGGUAGAAAGUGCUCCCAUGGAAGUAAUCCUAGUUUGGAGAAAAACACCUGUUGGGGUGAACAUUUUCCUGCCAAGGGGGGCGUAAGUGCAGGGCAUGUUACCCCAAUGGAUGGGGAAGACUACUCAUCGUUCAACGGGAGUGUGGAUAGUAAGCUGUGUAGGAAAGUACGCGGCGUUAAAAAGGACACAAGCAGGUGCCACAGCGAGGUGGUGAAGAAGAGCAAACUUCCAGGGGGGAAAAGGACGAACUCAUCGGGGGAAAGCCAGCUGGAGCGAAUUGAAUGGACGAACGAGCAAGACCUCUGCAACUACCACGGAGGAGAAAAUCCAUCUGAAGCAAAUUCACAAAUGGUUCUGCACGAUGAAGCCACCCACCCACGUGUAGAGUCUUUACAAACGGUACGCACGUCCCCAAAGAAGAAAGUGAAAAGGAAGACCAGCGAAGGGGCACUAUGUGUUUAUACCCCAAGUGGGUCAAAUGACAAAAAGGUGGAAUCCCCCAAAGUGGUAGUUCCCAAAAAAGGGAAGCAGAAAGAAAGCGCAGAGACGUUCCCCAUUUUGAGUAAGGAGCGCUUAAGCAACUGCAAUAGGAAGACUGUCACACGGGGUGGGUCGAAGGGUGGCAAAAUUAACCAGGCGAAGGAAGAACAAGUAAUUGCACUAGCUGACGAAGGGGGAAAGAAGAAACAAAAAGAAGUACCAACUACCACUAAGCAAAUAAGCGUCGACCCAAAUAAAUGCAGUAGAAGGGAUGUUCUGAAAAAACUGGGUAGACAAAUCAGAAGAAUGAAAAACGACAUUGCGCUGGAUAACGAUUCAGAAAAAAUCGAAAGGAGAAAAGGCAAAGAGCAGAACGGUCAGGGAGGAUUCACUGCAGAAAUUGAACUCAUCGAUGGGGAAUACUCCCCAGAUGCGAACGAAAAGUGCAAACGGUUGUACCAAAAGGUGAGGGGAAAACUACGUGGUGAUCAUAUAGACGGAGAGACAACUCCCCCCGGGAUGGAAAAAAAACGCAUGAAAAAACUGCUGAAAGAUGUGCAGUACAUUUAUGAAAAGUACAAGUAUAUUAAAAAAGAAAAGGAAGAAAAUGAAAAAAAAAAAAAUUACUUAAAAAAGGUUUUAGAGAGCACCGUUAUGAAAACGAACCAAGUGAUCAGACUUAACAAAAGCUCAUUCCAAGUUUAUAUGGAAAAAAUGAGGAAAGAAAAUUUGUUUUUAAAAAGUGAGUUAGAUGAAGAAUCCCACCAACAUCACUACGACCUCCAGCAGCUAGUCAACAAAAUUACCCACUUGGAACAGGUUAAGGAUAUGAUAACUAGACAGAAUGAGGAAGUCACCAAAAGGAACUUGGCUCUAACAGCUGAAUGUGAAAAAUACAAAAAGAGAGAAGACGAAAUGAGGAACACUAGCUGGGAAAACGACUACAACGAACUGAAGGAGAAAUACAACUCCGUGAAGGCACAGAAUGGGGAGCUGCUCAAGCGUAGCGAUGAAUUCGCCAAGCGGAACGACGAAUUGGCGCAGCGGAAUGAUGAGCUGGUACAACGAAACGAUGAUCUAGCGCAGAGAAAUGACGAUUUGGCUGAGCGGAACGAACAGCUACGCGAAGAAGCCCGCUCAUUGCGGAGGGAACUGCACACCAGGAAAGACCAAACAAGUGGGAACAGCGCACAGCAAAUUGACGCCUUAAGUGAGAAAGGGACCCCCUUGAAAAGGAACACAACUGCUACUGCUGCUAGUGACACUACUAAUAAUAGUACGUUAGAGGACCUCCCCAUUCGCAGCAGCAGCGAGAGUAACUUCAAACGGACACAUGGUAGAUAUGUGCAUGGUCACCCACCCGGAGAGGAGAAUAAAUCAAAACAAACGGAAGAGAAAAAGCAGUUGCAUUUAGAAGAGGGGAACACCCCAAAUGGGGAAGCUUUAUCAACCCAUUUAGCAUUCCUAAAGGAUAGGUUAAAGGAAAAGUGGAACCCCUCAAAGGAGGAUAGUUUUCUCGUGGAUCCCAUCCUCGAGGGGAUAAUUCAAAUGGCUCUUAACCAUUUGGGGAAACAGAACGAAGGGAAGUGUAUUGACCCACAUCUAAGUAGUAUACAUCCGAAUGGGGGAAGUUCCAACGGGGCGACCAACAUGGUAAACACAGCCAACCCCGACGGCAGUACUGCCACCCCCGAGGGAGAAGAACCAAAAAACGAAAAUCUCAAGAAGGUCAUCAUGCAACAGAUGGACGAAACAAUGACCUUAAAGCAAAAUUGUUCACACGAUAAUGAGGGGGAGGCUACCACGCAGCAAGUGCAAGGGCACCAUAUUCCGAGCAACGAAGCUACGGAGUCGAAAACGGAUACCUACGACACGUUGUCUAGUGAAAUUAAUGUGGACUCGGACGAUAGCUUUGCUCCCCAGAAGAUUACGCAAGAGGGGAAGUUCGACACAGCAAAGAAGAAUUCUACAAAGGGGGAGACACAAAAAUGGGGCAAUCUUAAGUUGAAUUACACCCCCUCUGCAGACUUCACAGGAUCGACACACACAACGCAGAAUACUAUACACUCCGAGUUGGGCAAUGAAACGGCUGAAAAGGUGAACGGCCUGAAUGGAAUGAACGGAGCAAGUGGUACCGUCCAGUGGGUGGACGACGAUGGGGAAGCAAGCCAAACGGAUGAUCGACAUAUAAUAAACGAACACCUGGAAAAAAAAAAAAAAAAAAAAAAAAAAAAUCACAGUGGUGAAGAUAACUAUAACGAUGGGGAAACGGACGAGACGAAUGAACACCCCCUCGAUGAGCGCCUCUUAAAUACGAAGAUUCGAGGCCUCAACGAGAAGGGCGCCACCAAGGGGGAGGGUGUAAAAGGGUCCACCACUUCACCGUCGAACGAGGUGACCACAAAGACCCUUUCAAAAAAAAACACACAAUUAAAAGAAAUCCAAAAGAACGAUUUUCUCCUGCUCCAUGAUACGAACAGGAAAAAUAAAAACAAUACAUUUGACCAAGUCGCCACAGAGGGCGAUGCUUCGACCGGAAGGAAGAAGGUGAUCCAUCCUGGGGAUGUUACCUCCAAGCAGAACGGGCCAGGUGACAAUUCGAAGGGGAAGAAGAAGGAACUGAAUGCCAUGCUGGAUUGCAUUUUCGACACGUCCUCUGAUCACUCGUCCAUUAGCGCAAACAUGGUGAGCAUUCAGAGCUUAAUUGAGAACAACCUCAAAAAUAUUUUCAGCGUGCAGGAUUAG